UGGGAAGCAAGGCAGCAUGGCCAGGAGGGAGACGGAAGGAAGGAAGAAACGGCAGCAGCCACGGAAGACACAUGAAAAAUAAGACAGAAAAUGAGAGGGAAUCACAAGAAUGCACCAAGUGUCUUCCUGGGGAAUUCUGUGGUCAGAUAAAGUUCAAGAGAAAAGGAAUCUGCUGAGGCCAGUGUUAACGUGUCGGCAAACCAACUCAGUUCCCACUCACUUUUCCAUGUACAAUGUAACUGCUCCAGGACAGAACAGAAUCACCUUGGGCUGCAACAAAGACCGUUGUUCUUUGUUGUUCUCUGUUGAUGGCCAAGCCAAGCCAAGCCAACACAUGCAAUUGAAAUACAAUUUCUCGGAGGUUGGCAGAGUCUCCUUCUCUGUGCAAGCACCACCAUCAAACAGACACCAUGCAUUGCGGGAACAUGGUCAUCUCUCUCUUCACUAUGGGUUCGAUCAUAUCUUGGUCCAAGCUGCCUGGUAUCGUUGCCAAAUCAAAAUCUAUGCCCAGAUGGUGUAAACGCCCCCCGAGAUAUGGAAACUGCAAUGAAGCAUUUCAAAACUUUUACUUUAAUCCCAAGAAAAACUUAUGCCAGACAUUCAUUUACAGCGGAUGCGGAGGAAACAAAAAUAACUUUGCAACUCUCGUCGACUGCCUUUAUGAAUGUGAAAGGUUUGUGCUCAUCACACCCUGGAAAGAUCUGGCAGGUGAUAUGAAGUGGCGGCGAGAUCCAGAUCCAGAAUGCAAACCCAGAUGGAGAAAAGGACGGUGCCGACAUAAACUAACUCGCUAUUAUUAUGAUGUCAAGAAUAAACGAUGUAGGCCUUUCACGUAUAGUGGCUGUGGAGGCAAUUACAACAAUUAUGCAACCUACGAGCAGUGUGCUCAGAAAUGUGAACCAUUUGGAAGUCCCGACUAUUCGAAACACCCUGAAAGGAAUCCUGAAACUAAGCCUCACACAUGCAACCUGCCGGUAGAUGUAGGACCUUGCAAUGCAAGUUUUCCUCGUUUCUAUUAUGAUGCCAAAACAAAGAGCUGCAAGCCAUUUAAUUUUGGUGGCUGUAAUGGCAAUAGCAAUAACUUUGGGACUAUAGAAGAUUGUAUUUUGGAAUGUAAAAACCGAGGUUAACUCGAGAUCUACAGCAUAAUAUUUUCAGGCUCACUGACAUGCAAAUGGAUCACACAGAAUAAAAGCAUUAGGAGUAACCAUGAAGACUUUUCAUCUUGAUGUACCAGACCUUGAUGGGGACGAAUAAAUUCACUUUCUUGCC
Messenger RNA from Anolis carolinensis (green anole), 1272 nucleotides. Its product is annotated as thrombin inhibitor hemalin. Gene Ontology annotation, molecular function: serine-type endopeptidase inhibitor activity. The record is from RefSeq and is a predicted model, not a curated record. NCBI's taxonomy places the organism in Eukaryota, Metazoa, Chordata, Lepidosauria, Squamata, Anolidae. The coding region runs from base 411 to 1130 and encodes 239 amino acids. The transcript is spliced from 11 exons.